AUGAAAGUUGCUGUCAUUGAAGCCACCCAUGUCACGGGCGCUGCCACCGAUCGCGCCACGGGUGGUGGCCCCAACUCCGGCUUCGGUCCCAGCCCCGGCCUCGGCUCGGACUCAAGCCCCGGCCCCGACCCCAGCUCCGACCCCGGUCUCUGCUCCGGGUCCGGCCCCGGUCUCUGCUCCGGGUCCGGCCCCGGUCUCUGCUCCGGGUCCGGCCCCGGUCUCUGCUCCGGGUCCGGCCCCGGUCUCUGCUCCGGGUCCGGCCCCGGUCUCUGCUCCGGGUCCGGCCCCGGUCUCUGCUCCGGGUCCGGCCCCGGUCUCUGCUCCGGCUCCGGCCCCGGUCUCUGCUCCGGCUCCGGCCCCGGUCUCUGCUCCGGGUCCGGCCCCGGUCUCUGCUCCGGGUCCGGCCCCGGUCUCUGCUCCGGGUCCAGCCCCGGUCUCUGCUCCGGGUCCGGCCCCGGUCUCUGCUCCGGGUCCAGCCCCGGUCUCUGCUCCGGGUCCGGCCCCGGCCUCGGCUCCGGUUUCGGCUCCGGCCCCGGUCCCGGUGUCGGCUACGGCUACGCCCUCUGCCUCGGUCCUGGCCCCAGCGCCGGUCUCGGCUCCGGCUCUGGCUCCGGCUCCGGACCAGGCCCGGGCUCAGCCUCCGACUCUGUCUGCAGCGCCACCGCGCAGGCGACUUCCGGUACGUGCGUGCCUUUUUUCGUGAAUUUCUUGUCACGGAAAUCUACUCCGGUAUGA
Amphibalanus amphitrite is the source of this 735-nucleotide messenger RNA. RefSeq names its product fibroin heavy chain-like. The transcript is spliced from 2 exons. Bases 1 to 735 code for a protein of 244 amino acids. NCBI's taxonomy places the organism in Eukaryota, Metazoa, Arthropoda, Thecostraca, Balanomorpha, Balanidae. The record is from RefSeq and is a predicted model, not a curated record.